This is a messenger RNA of Nannospalax galili (Upper Galilee mountains blind mole rat), 4034 nucleotides long. RefSeq names its product gliomedin (gene Gldn). The record is from RefSeq and is a predicted model, not a curated record. The transcript has 10 exons. Lineage: Eukaryota; Metazoa; Chordata; Mammalia; Rodentia; Spalacidae. The coding region runs from base 291 to 1946 and encodes 551 amino acids. Gene Ontology annotation, cellular component: cell surface. Gene Ontology annotation, biological process: signal transduction.
ACGGGUAACAGGAAAAGGAGGAGAGGCCUGUUUGCUGUUUGCUUGGCCGUCCCUCCUCCACACUGUCUCCACUAGCUCCUCACCCCCUCGCUGCCCUCCUGUCCCUCUGGGCUGCCGGGGCGCCACGACUACUGUCCCCAAUCCGCCUCGCCACUCGGGUCCAAGGGCGGCGGCAUAACUCCCGGCUCGGGCACCAUCUCACCGCCGGCCGGAGGCGUAUUUAAAGCCCGGCACUGCGGGAGGAGGCAGACUCCUGCCCCGCGCUGCCAGGCCCGGCGGAGCCCGCAGACAUGACCCGAGCCGCAGAGCGAGGCCGCGGGACAGCAGGCUGCGGGCUGCGCGGCGCCCUGGCGGCACUGGCGGUGCUGGCGGUGCUGAACGCCGCGGGCACGGUGUUCGCGCUGUGCCAGUGGCGUGGGCUUAGCGCGGCGCUGAGGGCGCUGGAAGCGCAGUGCGGCCGGGAGCAGCGCGAGGACGGCGCCCUACGCGCCUUUCUGGCCGAGUUGAGCCGCGCGCCACGCCGAGCGGCCGUGCCACCUCCGGACCCCGCGAGCGCCGCGCGCAACAAGCGCAGCCACGGCGGAGAGCCAACGCCGCACAUCCGCGCGGAGAGCCAGGAUAUGCUGAUGAUGAUGACCUACUCCAUGGUGCCGAUCCGAGUGAUGGUGGACCUGUGCAACAGCACCAAAGGCAUCUGCCUGACAGGACCACCAGGCCCACCAGGACCCCCAGGCGUUGGUGGUUUACCAGGACACAAUGGAUCAGAUGGACAGCAUGGUCCCCAGGGUCCAAAAGGCGACAAAGGAGCAAAUGGAAAGAGAGGAAAAAUGGGGUUACCCGGAGCCACAGGAAAUCCAGGGGAAAAGGGAGAAAAAGGGGACCCUGGUGAACUGGGUUCACCUGGAAAUGAGGGCCCACCAGGGCAGAAGGGUGAAAAGGGAGACAAAGGAGAAGUGUCCAACGACGUGCUGCUGACAGGUGCCAAAGGUGACCAAGGCCUCCCUGGACCCCCAGGUCCCCCAGGCCCUCCAGGCCCUCCAGGGCCCCCUGGAAGCAGAAGAUCCAAAGGCCCUCGGCAGCCAAACAUGUUCAACGGCCAGUGCCCAGGUGAGACGUGUGUCAUACCAAAUGAUGAUACCUUGGUGGGGAAAGUCGAUGAAAAGGUUAAUGAGCAUCAUUCCCCACAACCAGAAUCCAUGAUCACUUCCAUUGGAAAUCCAACCCAAGUGCUAAAAGUUAGAGAGACUUUUGGGACUUGGAUAAGAGAGUCUGCUAACAAGAGUGAUGAGCGUGUUUGGGUGACUGAACAUUUUUCAGGCAUCAUGGUGAAGGAAUUCAAAGACCAGCUGGCGCUUCUCAAUGGCAGUUACACCUUCAUCCACCUCCCACAUUACUUCCAUGGCUGUGGGCAUGCUGUUUACAACAACUCUCUCUACUACCACAAAGGGGGCUCCAACACUAUAGUGAGAUUUGAAUUCAGCAAAGAAACGUCUCAAACUCUGAAACUUGAAAAUGCUUUGUAUUUUGAUCGAAAAUACCUUUUUGCAAAUUCUAAGACUUAUUUCAACCUGGCUGUGGAUGAGAAAGGCCUUUGGAUUAUCUAUGCUUCAAGUGUGGACGGCUCAAGCAUUCUCGUAGCACAGUUGGAUGAAAGGACAUUCUCGGUGUUGCAGCACAUCAAUACCACGUACCCCAAAUCCAAGGCUGGCAAUGCCUUCGUAGCUCGAGGAGUCCUUUAUGUCACAGACACCAAAGACAUGAGGAUCACAUUUGCCUUUGACUUGUUAGGAGGAAAACAGAUCAGUGCAAACUUCGAUUUAAGAACAUCCCAGUCUGUUCUUGCCAUGUUAUCAUACAACAUGAGAGAUCAGCAUCUAUAUUCAUGGGAAGAUGGCCAUUUGAUGCUUUAUCCUGUGCAGUUUUUGUCAGCGACAUUAAGCCACUGACAUGCUACCAUCUGUCCCUUCGGUACAUUCCACAUGUUUCUGGGGCCAGUUCUAGCCCAACAGAAAGCCUGUCUGUAAGGAUAUCCAGGUACUUAAAGCAUGAUGCCAUGCCUUGAGAAUUUGUAUGGUCAGCAACCCCCCUUUUGUUUGUUUGAGACAGGGUCUCAUUGUGCAGCCCAGGCUGUCCUUGAUCUCACAGAGAUCCUCCUGCCUCUGCCUCCCAAGUACUGGGAUUAAAGGUGUGUGCCACCAAGUUUGGACGGCAAGUCUCAUUUAAAACCAGAUUGCUUAGUUAAAUAGCUACAUAUUGGAAGUGGAAAUGGCUGUGAUUUUGUGAUUCCUGCAAGUUAGCUCUCCUGCUUGGGCUUGAGUUUUUCCAUUGGUAAUAUGAAACAGCUGAGUAUGAUUGAUAAAAUUUCUUCUACCUGCAGGAAAUUCUGUGAUUCUUGGCUGUUACCCUUCUUAGAAAUUAUAUAUGCUAUAUCUCUGGUCUAUUUUCUAUUCCUACAUGUUAAAUUUACCUGUGGCUUGAGCAGUGUAUUUAUCAGUAAUGGCUUACAUUUGGUGUCUUGGAAGAGGCACUGGCCCUUUAAGGUUUCUACAGUACCAUGCUGUCCAUAAUUCCUCACUUUUCUCUGAAUGUGUAUCUGCUACCCCAGAAUGGUUAUUUUAAUAUUAUCAGGUCCUAAUUACAAAUCCAAAAUUAGUAAAAGCCAUGCAGGCUCAGGUCAUCAAGUGAAACUACAUCAGGCCCUUCCAGGUGCCUGUCAAUUUCUGAUUAUGUCGAUUUGCUGCUGGGGAUCACGAACACAGAAUCCUUAGCCCAUUGGACUGCAUCUACCAUUGCUAUGGGUUUGCAAUCAGAGUAUCAAAUGCUAGGUGGGUAUUAAUCUGGCUAGAACCAGGAAAUCUUUGCAGUUUUCAGAAGAGAGGCAACAUUUGUGGUUAUUUUCUAGAAUAAGAGAGGACAAACUGUGGCUCAAAGCCAAAACACAUCUUCUGUAUCUGUCAGUGAAGUUUUGUUGGGGCAGUCAUAUUCAUGGCUUAUGAAUUACGUUACAGAUCUUGACAACACUAAAAUCAGCUGCAAAAGACUAUAAGGGCUCUGUAAAUCCUGAAACAUUAUAUCUGGCCCUAGACAGGAAAAAAAAAAUGCUGACCUUUGAUCUAGGACACAAAGUGAGCCUGAUUCUGGGAAGGGCUUAUUCCUCAGGUCCUGUUUGGCUUUUGUUCAGAUUGAGAACAUUUAGCGUGGCUUACAUUUUGGCAAAGAAGAAAGCUAAGAACAGCGUCAAGCUGAGUGUGGUGGUGUACACCUUUAUCCUAGCACUCUGGAGGCAGAGGCAGACGAAUCUCUAUGAGUUCAAGGCCAGCCUGGUCUACAUAGUGAGUUCCAGGAAAGCUGGGGCUACAGGGAGACCCUUUCUCAAAAAGAAAGAAAGAAAGAAAGAAAAAAAAAGAACAGCAUCAAAUGAAGUAUUGAAUGAAGAGUUGAUCUCUCCCAAACAUAGUUCUCAAGGAUGGAUCUGGUCCUUUUGGCUACCAGGAAACUAAUUUAGUUUCACAAGCUCCUAAAUGCUCAUAAACGUGCAUAUUUUCUGCCAACUUCUACAGCCUAGAACUAAGUUCAAGCAGGCCAGUACAGUACAGAGGGAGCUGGGAAAUUCACCACCCCCUGCAGACAAGAAGAGGAACUAGGGAAACUCACUGAAGACUGGCCAGCAACUUGCCCCAGUGUCCCGGUUUAUCUUUUUUAAUAGAAGCAUUUUAAAACUUAGGGGGUGGGCAAAUUUAACUCUUUAAUCUCCCCAUCCCCUGAAAAUUCCCAGGCAGCUAUUAGUGAUAUACUUGUUGUUGCUAAGCUUUCAAGGUAAGGAUUCUGAAACUUUUCCACUUUUCAAUUAGAUUGGUUGUGUCAGGUCAUCACAACUUUCAAAAAUAUUUUCUCAGAUUCAUUUGCUGUAAUGAGGAGUCUCAUGUUUGAUCAGUGUGUCUAAUGAAUGCUAGUGUCCUUUUAAAAUAUUUAAAUAAGUCACUGGCUCUGAGUACAGUAAACCCAGACAUGAACAUAAUUUUCCAAUAACACUA